AUUCGAAGAAGAAGCGAUGGGAUGAGCAGAUUUUUCUUCUUUCCGUUUUAUUGGACAAACAGUGUACGGAAAGGCUCAGUUUAUCCUGUUGCGUCUUUUCCAUAGUGCCAGUUUAUUCGGUGUGGAAGUAUUUUUCAGAGCGUCGCGACAGUAUUUUUUUGAUUAUCGUUGAAUUUAUUAAUCACGAUAAUGACGUUGAUGUGGGCAUCGUCGAAAAUUUAUUUAGUGGCUGCUUUGUGCUUUUCGUUGUUUAAUUUUUCAAAUGCUGUAUCUUUUACAGAUUGUCCAAAUAUUAUCGAAAGAUCGCAAUGGGGUGCAAAACGAUGGAAAGAAGUAAAUUAUUUAGUAACACCGUUACUCUAUGUUAUCAUUCAUCAUACUGCUACUCCGGAAUGCAACAGCUUCAGUAGCUGUGCGGAUAUAGUGAAAAACAUACAAAAAUAUCACAUGAACGACCUCAAAUGGUUUGAUAUCGGCCAUUCAUUUAUGAUCGGCGGUGACGGCAAUGUAUACGAAGGAACCGGAUGGUCAAUGGAAGGUGCCCACACUUACGGCUAUAAUAAAAAAUCCAUCUCCAUUGCCUUUAUCGGCAAUUAUCAACACUCGUAUCGAAAUUCAACUGUGGAAAUCAACAUAGAAAAAAUACCAACGGAGGCAAGUUUGAUAGCAGCUCGUGACCUCAUCGAGUGCGGUAAAAGUCAAGGAUAUCUUCGGCAGAACGUAAAGGUCAUCGGUGCACGCCAAGUGACGAGUACGUUGAGUCCUGGUGAUCAGCUCUACGCCCGCGUACAGACGUGGCCUGAAUGGACUGCGAUUGCUAAAUGAAGAAGUUAAUCAUUUUUCUUUUAUACAUGAAAAGGCAAAUAAAAGACUUGUAAAAAUAA
Nasonia vitripennis (jewel wasp) is the source of this 884-nucleotide messenger RNA. Its product is annotated as peptidoglycan recognition protein. The record is from RefSeq and is a predicted model, not a curated record. NCBI's taxonomy places the organism in Eukaryota, Metazoa, Arthropoda, Insecta, Hymenoptera, Pteromalidae. The transcript has 4 exons. Gene Ontology annotation, molecular function: zinc ion binding; peptidoglycan binding; N-acetylmuramoyl-L-alanine amidase activity. Gene Ontology annotation, biological process: innate immune response; peptidoglycan catabolic process. The coding region runs from base 190 to 825 and encodes 211 amino acids.